Acanthosepion pharaonis is the source of this 1098-nucleotide messenger RNA. NCBI's taxonomy places the organism in Eukaryota, Metazoa, Mollusca, Cephalopoda, Sepiida, Sepiidae. The record is from the annotation of a GenBank genome assembly.
AUGCCGGCAAAUGUUAACUGCUGUCACAAGUUACUUCUCUUCUGCCUUUACUACGUGGCCCAGAGAAAGUGGGAAGAGGAAACCGAGGUAGAGGCCUCUUUGAGGCUUUCCAGUCAAUCUCAACGGAGGCAGUAUGUUUUGUCACAUGAAACGCUUGGUGAGCGUAACUACCGUUUGUAUUGCAAAUCAGUUUACGCAUAUUCGUUGAAAAGUAAGAGGAAACUACCUAAACGCUUGCAAGACAACAAAAAAGCGGCUUCAUCACAAGCGCUUUUGCCGUCUCGACAGAGCCCGCAUCAAAAAGCUACUCGCAAUACAGCCAACGCCGCUGCAACUUCCAUUCGACGGUCCCAGGAGACCACGGCUAAGAAAACCACACGUAACGCCACGAAAGCUGCGUCAACGUCCAUUCAACGGUCCCAGGAAUCCAUGGCUGAGAAAACUGCAUGCCAUGCAGCCGACGCCGCUGCAACUUCUGUUGCAAGGGUGUCGGAAAGUUCCGUGCAAAAGUGCACAAGGCGGCAACGCAAUGCAAUUUCAACUUCCGCUGCUAGAGCUGUAGAAGGACCUACUGAAAGGCUUGAAUGGUUGCAGGUUUGGUUUAAGCUGGCGUUCAAAUAUGAGACAGACGGUAACGUACAGUUGCCACCUUUUCAAGAGCUACCUGCGCCAUUGAAAGCUCUGUUGGAGGGUUCCAGUCCAGACUCCAAACAUUUCCUCGCAAAAAUCAGACAGUACAAUUGUGCCUUCCAGAUUACCUAUUUUGAUGGUAAUGCCUUCCGCGAAGUCGGUUGGAAUCCCACCUUCAUGGUUCAAGGUCAGGUUUACCACCGGAUCGGGUCUCUUUUACCGGAAACUGACACUGAUUCGACCUUUCUACAAAUAUACUUCAUAACUGACUACAAUCAAUGGGCAGAUGCCCGCAUGGGCAUUAUUCCCGAGAACGAUAAAGGCCAGGACAAUUAUCCUCGCAGGGAUAUCAUAAUGAAUCUCCAACAAAUGCUCCACGAGACAAACAGCUAUGUCCGCAGUUUUAAGUAUGCUCUUGAAAAUAACACUUCUUCUGAUUUCAUUAUUGUAAUUGAUGCUGACAAAUGA